Molecule: messenger RNA, 2379 nt
Organism: Lodderomyces elongisporus
Lineage: Eukaryota; Fungi; Ascomycota; Pichiomycetes; Serinales; Debaryomycetaceae
Product: peptide alpha-N-acetyltransferase complex A subunit
Exons: 1
Coding region: 1-2379 (792 amino acids)
Biological process (GO): N-terminal peptidyl-methionine acetylation
Cellular component (GO): cytoplasm; NatA complex
Molecular function (GO): protein binding
Source: RefSeq, a predicted model, not a curated record
AUGCCACCGAAGAAGGGGUCACCUAUUGUGGUGAAUAAAGAGGAUGCAAAUUUUCGUGAAGCAUUGAAACUCUAUGACCUGAAACAGUACAAAAAGGCACUCAAACUAGUCGAUACCAAUUUGAAAAAAAAUGCCAGUCACGCCGAGUCUUUGGCAUUGAAAGGAUGUGUAUUGUACCACACUGGUAGCAAAGAAGAUGCUGCCACAUAUAUCGAUAAAGCUGUUAGCAAGGAUGCCAACAAUUACCUUGUGAACCAUCUAGUUGGUAUCUACUACCGUGGAUUGGAGAAUUACGUCGAGGCUGCCAAAUGGUACCAAGCGGCAAAUGAUAACGGAUCUCCCAACAAACCUAUAUUGCGCGACUUGUCCUUUAUGCAAGUGCAAAACAGGGACUAUAAAGGUUUAAAAGAGAGCAGACUGCAAUAUUUGGAACAUGCUCCUGGAUAUAGGGCGAACUGGACAGGAUUAGCAGUUGCCCAGCAUUUGAACAAGGACUAUUCUGCUGCAUUGGCUACUUUGACCAAAAUCGAAAAUAUCAUUAAAGACCACUUGACUCCAAAUGAUAUGUAUGAGCAUAGUGAGUGCGUGUUGUACAAGAAUCAAAUUAUUGCUGAGGCAGGAAACUUCACCAAGGCUUUAGAGGUGCUCGAGGCAGAUAAGGAUAGCAUCAGUGACAAGUUGGCGUAUAUGGAAUACAAGGCCAAGUAUUUGCUUUUGCUUAAUAGAAAAAAUGAGGCUUCAAAAGUUUACCGAGAAUUAUUGAAAAGAAACCCAGACAAUAUACAAUAUUAUACCUUGUUAGAGACAGCUUUGGGGUCUGUUGGCAUGGAACCUGAAAAGAGGUUGAAACUUUAUGAGAAACUCAAUUCCUUUUAUCCACGUUCCGACCCACCAAAAUUUAUUCCGUUAACUUUCCUCCCAUCUGAAUCACCAUUGUUUGAGCAAAAGAGUAGAGACUAUAUCAUUCCCCAGUUAACUCGAGGUGUUCCUGCAACUUUUGUCAAUGUCAAACCAUUGUACCAAAAUAGAAAGAAGUUGGAAGUUAUUGAACGAAUAGUUAUUGAUUUCUUGAAUAAUGAAGCUUCCAAAUCACCAAACCCAACUAUAACUGUCUGGACUUACUUUUACCUUGCUCAACAUUACUUGUACAAAGAUGAGUUGGACCAAGCUCAACACUAUAUAGAUUUGGCCAUUGAACACUCACCAACUUUGGUUGAACUAUACAUUGUUAAAGCCAGAAUUGCUAAACACAAAAAAGAAUUCCAAUUGGCUUCUGAAAUCAUGGACGAGGGCAGAAAAUUGGACUUACAAGAUAGGUUCAUCAACUCCAAAACUACAAAGUAUAUGUUGAGGGCAAACAGAGUCAAUGAUGCAAUCAAUUGCAUCUCAUUAUUCACUAAACUUGACGAAGGAGCAGUCAAUGGAUGCAAAGACUUGCAUCUUAUGCAAGUGAGCUGGGUCUUGGUCGAAAGUGCAGAAGCGUACUUGAGAAUAUACCACAACCUAAAGAAAGAAUUGGAAGCUCGUGAGACUCUGGAGGAACAACUUGACAAAGAAAGCGAAGAAUACGAAGAAGCAUUCGAAAAUGUUGAGAUUUACAAGGCAUUGGCAAUCAAGCGGUUCAACUCUGUUCUCAACUUGUUCAAGAUCUUUUACAACGAUCAAUAUGACUUCCAUUCAUACUGUUUGAGACGCGGUACCCCAAGGGAUUACAACGAUAUGAUUAAAUGGGAGGAUAAUAUUAGAUCGACCCCAAUCCACAUGAGAGCAUUGAGAGGUUUGUCAUCGUUGUACUUUGAAAUACACAAAGAUCAAGAAGAACAAAAACAAAAAGAAAAGCAACAGCAACUGAACGAGCAACAAAAUGGUGGUGAGGAUCAUUCAAAUGCUUUCAAAAUCAAAAAAAAUGGAACUAAAAAGCAAAAGAAGGCAAAAGCACAAUUAAAUAAAAAGAGAGCCGACUUUAUCGAGAGCGUUGAAAGUGAAAAAGACGAUGAAGACCCCUUAGGACUCAAGCAUCUUCACAAUUUGGAAAGCUCCGAUGUUAUUGAGCCACUUUUUGAAUUGUGCAAGCCAUUGCUCGACCAGGCACCAAGACUUGUAUUCACUUGGGAAGUGUUUUACAAAAUUUAUUCAAUUCAGGGUAAAUACGUUUUGGCAUUACAAGCCAUUAAGAGUUUGGAGAAACUAGUCAACAAGAGCGGAGACAAGAAGAUGAAAACUGUUGGAACCAAAGUUGUUGAUUUAUCUCGGAUCUCGAAGCAAGAUACCGAGGCCAAUCCCGCCAUUGUUAAAGUUGUUGAAAAGGGUUUAAUUACUGCUUUCCCAGAUUUUGAGAAGCUUUCUGAACAAGAAUUUUUAGAGCUUUACAAUCAAUAG